AUGAAGCCUACAGGCAAUGCGCUUUCCCUCUCUAAAUACUCCCGGCAUCUCACUCCAACGUACGAUGCCAGGGCGCUGCCCUUGAUCAGAUCUAUGAUCACAAUGCGGCUCGGGUUGCGAACUUACAGCCCACGUACAGACACCAAGGAGGAUCUAAAAAAGCGCUUGAAACAACUGGAAUUACAAUGCAAGGAACGAAUCAAUCUCGUCGCAGAUCUCGAGAUCUCGCGACAAGAAGUGACGACACAACCACCGGUCUCUAUCGUCGCUGAUUAUCGAUUAUCCAGAUGCAAGAUACUUGCCGACAACAUUCGAUGCGCCCAGUCUAUCCUAGGCAAAGCCCGCAAACACCACCAGAUCCGUCAACCUUCAACUCUCCAACACCCAUUUGCGGACAUUGCCUGGGAUAGACUGCUUGGGGUCCAACAACACCGAGACGAUGAAUACACCCUAAGCCUACCACCCGGCCGUUUAUCAAGACAUCACAACAAGCUGCGAGUCCAUCCACCAACCUGUCGGCCCCCCAACCACGACAGAGCGACACUGGGAGCCGACAGGCUACCCGAGCGGGUUCCUCCACCGGGUCUAAACACAACAUUCAACAAAAGAGUAGAACCCGCUCGGGUGGGAAAAUUUGAACACAACAUUCAACGGAAGAAAACACCUCGGAACUCUAGUUCGAACCGAGAGCACCCUCGCCAUAUUCACCAUGCCGCAACGACAGGCGCCAUGCAGGAAAUGGGUGGUCAGGCGAGUGAUUCUCAGCGUCCAGUCACACCAACACUCAACAGUAUCAUCGGUGGGAGAGCGAGACUGGAACCAAGUCCGCUUACGGGCCCGGAUGAAUGGAGGGGAUACUACAGCGGAGGACGCAAAGACUGA
Molecule: messenger RNA, 882 nt
Organism: Fusarium mangiferae
Lineage: Eukaryota; Fungi; Ascomycota; Sordariomycetes; Hypocreales; Nectriaceae
Exons: 3
Coding region: 1-882 (293 amino acids)
Source: RefSeq, a predicted model, not a curated record